Molecule: messenger RNA, 639 nt
Organism: Thamnophis sirtalis
Lineage: Eukaryota; Metazoa; Chordata; Lepidosauria; Squamata; Natricidae
Source: RefSeq, a predicted model, not a curated record
ACAUUUUGUUCCAAACAUAACUUUUGGCCAUCCUGUUGUAGAGAGCCUUCGGAAGCAGCUGGGCCAGCAGUACUUUUUUGAUAUGCAUAUGAUGGUUGCUAAACCAGAACAGUGGGUAAAGCCUAUGGCUGUAGCCGGUGCAAAUCAAUAUACCUUUCAUAUAGAAGCUACCAAUAAUCCAGGGGCCCUCAUCAAAGAUAUAAGAGAAAAUGGAAUGAAGGUUGGUUUGGCUAUCAAACCAGGAACCACAGUAGAUUUUUUAGCACCAUGGGCCAAUCAGAUAGACAUGGCUUUAGUUAUGACAGUGGAACCUGGUUUUGGUGGACAAAAGUUCAUGGAAGAUAUGAUGCCAAAGGUUCACUGGCUGAGAACCCAGUUUCCUUCUUUGGAUAUUGAAGUAGAUGGUGGUGUAGGGCCAGAUACUAUACAUAAAUGUGCAGAGGCAGGUGCAAAUAUGAUUGUGUCUGGGAGUGCUAUAAUGAAGAGUGACGAUCCUAGAACUGUGAUUAACCUUCUGAGAAAUGUCUGUUGUGAAGCUGCUCAAAAGCGUUCUCUUGAUCGGUAAAAUCACGUUGCAGCCAAAUGGGUUGCGUUUUACUGUUUCUCAUUGGGGGGGGGGGAAUACCAUUGUGGAAUAAA